AUGCUCUCUCUUGGUAUUAAAGCCUUUGUGAUAUUCUUAUAUAUUCACAGUAUUAAAACACAACUUAUUUAUCAAGAUGACGAAAAUAUUAAACACGAUCAUAUAAUAGAAACUGCAAUUGAAAUAGCAAAUCAAAAUUUUAAUUUCCGAAUACAAACUGCCAUUGUAUCAAAUGACGUCGACGAAGAAAUUGUCAGUAAAUUUAUUCAAUAUUACCGAGGAACAGUCCUUAUGGAAAAAAGAGACGGAUUUCAGCCCAAACAAGUUGUUCUCAUUAUCGAAUCAUACUUUUCUUUGGUUAGAAUAUUGGGAAGACUGAAACCUGAUUUAAAAGGUAGAACUUUUCUCCACAGCGGGGCAUAUUAUCUGAUCGUUCUUUUGUCCUAUCCGCAUAGAUUGGAACGCAUUAACCGCUUCCUUUGGAGUUAUUAUGCUACAAAUGUUGUUAUUUUAGUCUCAAACAAAAACAAAAAGAUAGCCUUAUACACUUACUUUCCGUACAAAAAUCCGUUGAGUUGUCAGAAUUUAGAGCCCAGUCUAAUUGGAUUCUGGGACGACAAGGGAAUUCUCCAAAAGAAUCUAUUUCUGGACAAAAUGGGUAAUAUGCAUGGUUGCCCUCUUUAUAUAUCUACUAAUAAACUGUACCAUCCAGCAACGGAGCAGAAAGUCCCACUAGAAAUUAUUAAAAAGGCUAUAGUUAGACUAUUCAGAAACGCUAUCAAUUUUACGCCGAUAAUAUCGACAAGAGAUUAUCUUAGUAUCGAUUCCGAUGGAGCCAAAGAAUGGUCUGGUACCCUAGAAGAUGUACUAUCAGGAGCUUCAAAUAUUUCGAUGUGCAGUAUUUCACCAGGAAUGGAACGAGCAGGUGUUUUGGACUACUCGAUACCCUAUUUCCGGAUAAGUUUGGCGUGGCUGGCGCCGCCUCUACGACCAGAGCCAAUCUGGUGGCGACUUUUGACACCGUUGAAUGGUUACUUAUGGCUUGGACUUUUGCUUGUUAUUUGCAUUGUUAAAUCAAUACCGUUUAUAAUGAAAAUGGGUCGCGUUAAAAAAAUCUGUUAUCGAAAUUUCAAAAACGCAGAUAAAUUACAUGGAGUUGUGAUCAGGAUCUGGGCUGUAUUGAUGGGACAACCGAUCAGGGUUGAGCCGAAACGUUUUAGAGACUUUUACAUACUAGCGAUUUGGAUAUGGUUCACAUUCGUUGUGAGAAGCGCUUAUCAAAGUGUCCUUAUUGGAGCAUUAAAAUCCGAGAUCACGAUAGGGAAAUUCCGUGACGUUAAAGAGGCUGUCAAUGAGGGAUAUCAAUUCGGUGGAAGGGCAGGAGUUUUGGAGCAUUUUGACAACGACCCGUUCAUACGGGAUAAUUUUGUAGUAGUACCCGAAAAUGAAUUCGAUGAUUUGUUCGGAGAUGUACUAGCAGGGAAGAAGAAAUUCAUAUUUGCCAUAUCUCUGGAAUAUGUGUUUGCAUACUGUAUGGCGCAGGGAAUAAAUGAUAAUGAAUGUGGCUAUGUACUUCCUGAUUCAAUCAUGACGAUCCCAUUAGUGAUUUGGAUGAGAAAGAAUUCUACAUUUAAGAGGCCUUUGGCGAUUUGGCUUAUACGUCUUAUAGAGAGCGGUCUGAUAGACAAGGACAUGCUGAAAGUGCCUGUCACUAAUACAUUGAAAACAAAUGAAUCUAGCCCACUGACUAUUGACCAGGUAUCAAGUUGUUUGCUUUGUCUUUUGCUUGGAUACGUCUUGUCCACAAUUAUUUUUAUAGCGGAGAUAGUCAAGUUCAAAAGUAAACAAAUUAAUAUUCAAGGAAAAUAA
Molecule: messenger RNA, 1809 nt
Organism: Pararge aegeria (speckled wood butterfly)
Lineage: Eukaryota; Metazoa; Arthropoda; Insecta; Lepidoptera; Nymphalidae
Exons: 1
Coding region: 1-1809 (602 amino acids)
Source: RefSeq, a predicted model, not a curated record